Messenger RNA from Peniophora sp. CBMAI 1063, 4179 nucleotides. The record is from the annotation of a GenBank genome assembly. NCBI's taxonomy places the organism in Eukaryota, Fungi, Basidiomycota, Agaricomycetes, Russulales, Peniophoraceae.
AUGUCUUUCCUCGCGAUCCGCUCCAAGUGGAAGGCAAAGUCGAAGGCCGUUUCGCGUCGGCUGGCGCAGGCACCCACGCCCGGCCCAGCGCGUGAGCAGCCGCCUCCGAGCGCUGUCAGCACCGAGUCGUUCGAGUCGCCGUUCGUCGUCGAGAUUGGCGCGUCGCCCAACCCGGACAAGUCGCCUCAGGUCGACCUCGAGCUCAGCACCGAACCACUCUUUCCGUCCGGCAUCUUCGCCCGGCCAGGUUCAGUCUCGAGUGGCUCGCAAAAGCACCUGUAUAAUCCAUGGGUGGCGAACUCUCGUAAUGGGGUGGAGGAGAUGGUCAUAGUGGGUGGGGAUGCAGCUGAACAGGACGACCCCCAUGCCUGGGUCGAUGAGCCUGAACCUCAACGGGAAGGACAACCGUCUUCUUGGGCGAAGCGGGGAGGCAAGGCGGCACCGACGCCGCUUGUCAUCCCAAACGGGAAACAGUCUCGACGCGGUUCUCGACGCGGUGGACCGCGAUCAGCACACGACGACGACGCGUCGGUGAUUUCGGGCAUCACACUUCCGGGCGCUCUCAUCGGCAACGCCUUCAGCGUCAGUGGCGCAGAGCAGAGUGCACGGCUCGAUGGUCGCCUGAGCAGGCGUAUCACGCGUAUAGAUUCGGCGACGUUACCCAGGGGUGACCAUCCUCUCUUGCAUCAACCUGUGGCUAGGCGCUCGAGUCUGCCCGAAUUCGAGGCCGACAAGGAUGCCCCUCCAGUUCCGCCACUGCCGCAGUCCGCCUCCAACCGACCUGACAGCGGCGUAUUUUCCAACUCCAACAAAAGCAGCAGACGCGGCUCGCGCCAGUUGUUGCCGCCGGAGACGCCUCCCAUAGCGAACGUCAAUCGAACGUCGCAGCGCCUCCAGCCAGCGGAGGGUCAUGCUAUGCACCGAGUCUCGCGCAUCUCAGAGGCGUCAACCCCUUCGGCCAUCUCGCCGGCAGUGUCUUCUGCAUCUCCUGAUAUGCGCGAACCGUCUGAGAGAGAUAUUGCUCUCGCCAAUUCCCUCAAUCGUCUGAACCGGAAACGUUCGACGAGCUCGACGAACAAACCGAUAUACGAAACGUCACUGCGUCAGCGUUCGUCGCGUUCUGUCCAAAGCCUAUUGUUGCAUCCGGACAAGUUUCACUCGAAGCCCUCAACGUCGUCUCUGCCUUCAACAGCCGACGAACCCGAGUUCUCCGCGUUGCCUUCUGCGGCGAUCAUCGGGCGGCAAGACUCGCUCGGUCGGUUACCUGCAUUUCCUGAAAGUGCACAACCGCCGGAAACGGCUGGUCAAAUCACAUCGCAGCUCCCGGGUGUUUCGCCAGAUUCGCCAGAACCCUCUGCGCCACCGUUUACACCAGAUCUCCUCGACGGCGUUCUCUCUUCCGCGGUACCCACAACUGCGCUUCAAACUCCCGGCCUACGCUAUCCCGAGACACCCUCAGACUUCGCGCCAACUUCUUCGUCUCCUGGUGUAUCUCGUGCCAGCAGCGCUACUCGUAGCUCCAUGCGGCCUAGCCGCAGAGGAAGCACCAGGAAGAGCAAGCUCCUCCCCCGCCCAGUCAGCGCGAAGCCUUCGGCGGCAUCUGUUCGUGAUAGCAUCGCGCGUCGUCGAAAAUCGCGAGCACGUUCGCACAGUCGUGGUCCGGGCGUAUCCCCUCGUGGACUCGCACCCCCGGUGGUAGCGCUGCCACCUGUGGAGCUCAUGCCUACCCAUGGAGGUCCUUUGGCGAGCCCCAGGGCGCGCUCGGAGCUCUUCGUUGCAGGUCAUGCACGAACCGCUUCGGGUGAGAGCGUGGCUAGCUCUCGGCGCGGCCGCACACCCCCGCCCCGCCUCAUUCCCAGCGUGCCACCCGCGCCGAAGAACGCGCCUCCACCGCCUCCACCCCCACGAAACGCGUCGCGUCCGGGCGGCUCGAGAGGUGGAUCUCGUCAAGCGUCGCAUUCCCGUCACCCAAGUCCCCAACCACCUACACGCGACGCUGUACCACCCUUGCCAUUGGGAGGCGCGUCAAGUGGUACCGCGGACGACGGUUUGCCAACGCCUCCUGCAUCAGCGGAGAAGACACCUACUGGACCACGUUCGCGACCAGGACAAGGCUCCUCUGUCCCACCUACUCCGCCAGCUAAAGAUGUUCUGUUCAAUGCGUCGAAAUCCACCGCCCCUGUACACGCCUCUCAACCUGAACGUACUGCUUCGCAAGAGCUCGGGUCCGGUUUCCCCAUUGCGCACCCCGCAGCCGCGUUCUGCGCUCCCGAGUCAGGCAUUCCCGCAGUGGUGUCUACGCCACCACCCGCGUCGAAUGUCUUGCCCGUGGCGACACCUCCUCGCACACAGACACCGACACAUCUUGAGGCGCAAAUCGUGACCGCGCGCCGCCCUUCUGUCGAUAGUAUUGCACAACGCUCGCCUCCACCCGCGUACGAGCAGACGCAGACACCACAGACACGAGGUCCGCGUCCACCACCGCUCCAGGGAUCGCCGACUCCUGCACGUCGCGCUCUACUCCCGGAACAAGAGCCUAUUCCCUCAACGCCACCGCACAUGCGUAGCCGCUUCGAUUCAUCCCCUUCUCCAGGGCGUCCUGCUGCCGCGAAGACAAGCAUUGAUGCAACGCCGCAACGCCUGGGAACCCCGCCGCCUGGAUCACAGGCGCCUUCAGCGUAUCGCCGUUCAACUCAAACGCGUCCCCCUGGGCCUGUUGGUCCACGGCCGAGUGGUCCACGAUCGCGUAAUGCCAGCGUGAGCACGGGCCCACGUCCACAGGGCCAUCUCCUCACUGCGUCUACUUCUUCUGUCUCUACGGUGUCGGCAUCCAUCUCUGCCUCAACUUCUACCUCCUCACUUCCCACGGCAAGCACAUCGCGCUCAAGUACUACGGCCCGGCGGCCGAGUACUGCAGAUACACGCGGUGGCCCCCGUUUCCAGCCCGAGCCGGUGCCCAUUAGGCCCUAUACACUAGAAGCUGCACAGUGGACGUUCUCAAGCCAAGAGCUGCAAGGUCUUGUCACACGGGCGAUCAAACAGAGUGCAGAACCCGGCUCAGUCCGCGUUCUCCCGCUCGAUGUCCUCGAGGAGCAGCUUCCGAGCGACCUUGCGAAGCUCGAGGCAUACCAAACGGAUUUGAAGACGAAAUAUCGCUUGCUCGUGCGCAAACGCAACGCGCUGCUGACUGCAGCGGGCACCAGUGGAGGAGAUAAUGCUCAGGCGAAGUUGGAGGAUCUGCGUACGGUGACCGGGCAACUGGACGAGAUCGCCGACGCAAUGUACGUUGCUCGCGACCAGGCUGCGCAGCUACAGGUUCUCGCAUCCAAUCACGCAGGAAGUGCUCUGGCGAUCGCACUGCGCAAGAUCAAUGCGGCCUUCCUGAAACGUACGAAGGACGUGCAGGACCUUGCGGCCCGUUGUGCGGCACUCGAGCAGGAGCGCGAUGAAGCAUGGCGCGCAGCCCAAGCAGUGGCCGCUGAUCUUGAUCAACUAAAUGAUACGUUGGCCGAGGGAAGCAUCGCGAGCAUUCCUGAGGAGGUGCGAGGCAGCAGCGAGCGCGUUGCGAUGAGCAGGAAGAAUAGUAUGCGAGCGGCGCGCUCUGGCUUGAGGAGUCGCAGAGCGUCCAAUGUGGCUCCUAGUAGCAAGCGCGCCUCGCUCACUGUGGCCAGCCCGAGUAUAUCCAGCCAGCGAUUCAGCAUGCAGAGUCGCUCGAGUGUGUAUAGUCAGCAGGGACCGUUCUCCCCUGAUUCGUCGCCUGCGCCGCCUGUCCCGAAAAUGCCGCGAUUGUCGAACUUAUCGAUGCAUGCGGUCGCAACCCAUACCUCAUCCACUCCUAGCGGAUAUAGCAACAACUCUGAUCGUACGCCAUCCUCAGCCGCGACGGGUGUGGAAAAUACGCAGGCAUUGCGCGACGUCAUGCACAUGCUUGGAAUAUCCGAGUUCCCACCUCAAUCCCGUCGUCGGGCGAGCAUGAGCGCCGCGCCCACACCCGCGACGCCUGCGUUUGCGUUCAACGUCGUUGGAUCGCCAGUCCUGUCUCCAACCGCACCACUAUCUGCGACUGCGUUACAUCGUUCUCGCAGUGUAAGCGCGAUGGAUGCGCUAGGACCGAGCGAGCACGAGGCAGAGCGCGUCGCUGUCCUCGCUGCGCUGGACAAUGGUCUCAUCGACACGUAG